This is a messenger RNA of Aspergillus fijiensis CBS 313.89, 571 nucleotides long. RefSeq lists its product as uncharacterized. Bases 44 to 358 code for a protein of 104 amino acids. The record is from RefSeq and is a predicted model, not a curated record. The transcript is spliced from 3 exons. Lineage: Eukaryota; Fungi; Ascomycota; Eurotiomycetes; Eurotiales; Aspergillaceae.
CAACAUCCUCUACAAGUCUCUACACAGAAUCAUUCUGAUCAUCAUGCACUUCUUCAAGUCCACCACUGUCCUCCUCGUCUCCGCCCUGGGCGUGUCCGCCACCCAUUUCCACAACAACUACGGCAAGAACGGCUGGAUCCAGGACAACCAGGGCUCCGACAUCCAGCUCAAGAACGGUGGCUCUGUCACCAUCGGCGGCGGCUGGGGCUUCUUCUGGGUCGACAGCAGCGUCUGCUCCAAGAACUCGGUCACCUACACCUGGCCCUCAAGCUACGGCGAUGUCUAUAUCCACAGCGAUGGUUUCUUGUAUGAUGCUAGUGGCUACCAAAUCUCCGGCGGUGCUCACAUUUGCGGUUAAAUGCUGGAUGUGAUGAGUGGAGUCUGGGGUAAAAAGGGGGUGCUAGGUGGAAAGAAAAAUGUACAUGUUGAUUUGUGGGUUGCAGAGUCCCCCUUGCAGAUAGGUGCUGUUCUUGUUGAAUCACUGUUGUGAGUCUGCAAGUCAUGAUUUGUGUCGAUCUGAAAUGAAGAUCCGUGCGCAUUGAUCCCGGCAUGUCUUGCAAGUGAAAUUAAG